AUGGAUUCUUCUAACGAAGAAGUGUGUAUUCAUAUGGAUCGAUUUGAAGAACAACAACGAAUAUUCGUUCAGGUGUUGAAACAAAUUGAUGAUGAGUCAGAUGAAUAUAAAGACCUAACCAACAACUUGUUGCAGCUAUAUUUAUCGGGGCAAAUACCUAGAGAUCCAGAGCCAAAAGAAGUGUUCACAAGAAGAUAUACGUACCAGGGUCGGGAUGAAUGUCACGAGAAGUUAAUGCACGAUUAUUUUCUUCCCGACUGUGUGUUCUCUGAUGAAAAUUUCCAAGGUCGAUUCCGAAUGCCCCGAAAUUUGGUGCUAAAGAUUAUUGGUGAGCUCUGUCAGGUAGAACCUCAAUUUAUUUAUCAGUAUGAUGCACUGGAUAUUAGGGGUCAUAAACCUGAACAAAAGGUUACUUCGGCCUUAAGGAUUCUAGGAUAUGGCAGACCUCCAGAUUCUAAUGAUGAGUACCUUCGCAUUGGAAAAACAACUGCAUACAAGUAUCUUUCGUUGUUUUUCGAAACAAUGAUUAAUCAUUUUGAUUUAAAGUAUGGAAUUUCACCUCAGGUAAAUUUCAUUAUCAACGGGAAUCACUACACUCAUGGUUAUUAUCUUGCAGAUGAAAUUUAUCCAAAAUGGUCAACUUUAGUUCACCGUCAGCCACCAGCCGGUGAAAUGGGUCGUUCAUGCUCAUAUUUCAAUAGUAGACAAAUGGAUCUGAGAAAGGAUGUGGAACGGGCUUUUGAAAUUCUGAAGCGGAAGUUCGCAAUAAUUUUUGGGCGUUAUCGUGGUCUAAGUGCUCAUGAAAUGCAUAAGACUAUGCUCACUUGCAUCAUUAUGCAUAACAUGGUAAUCCAGGAAACUCGUCAUAAUAAGAAUUGGACUAACCAUCAAGAUGAAGACUUAAGGCCUGAGAUUAUACCAGCAAGAGGAUUACCUGCAAGGAACUAUGCGCAAAUGACCAGUCAUAGUGAGAACAAAACUCUGUAUAACAGGUUAAUGGAAGAUCUCAGAGCGAAUAUGUGGGCUAAGUUUGGAAGAGAUGGAGGACGAAUUGAGUAG
Messenger RNA from Papaver somniferum (opium poppy), 1059 nucleotides. RefSeq lists its product as uncharacterized. The transcript is spliced from 2 exons. The record is from RefSeq and is a predicted model, not a curated record. Lineage: Eukaryota; Viridiplantae; Streptophyta; Magnoliopsida; Ranunculales; Papaveraceae. Bases 1 to 1059 code for a protein of 352 amino acids.